AUGGCGGCGAUGGCGGUGCGGGCGGCGCUGCGGGGACUCCUCGGGCGCUUCCGGUGGCGGACGCAGGCCUCGGUCCCGGCGGGCGGGGUGCGGGGCGCGGCGCAGGGCGCAGCAGCAGGACGACCGGACUACGAUCUCCUGGUGAUCGGUGGGGGAUCCGGCGGGCUGGCCUGUGCCAAGGAAGCCGCUCAGCUGGGAAAGAAGGUGGCCGUGGUAGACUACGUGGAACCGUCCCCGCAAGGCACCCGGUGGGGCCUCGGCGGCACCUGUGUGAACGUUGGCUGCAUCCCCAAGAAGCUGAUGCACCACGCAGCGCUGCUGGGGGGCAUGAUCCGAGACGCCCCCCACUACGGCUGGGAGGUGCCCCAGCAGGUCCCGCAUGACUGGAGUAAGAUGGCAGAAGCCGUUCAAAACUACGUGAAGUCGCUGAACUGGGGGCACCGGGUCCAACUGCAGGAGAGAAAAGUCAGUUACUUUAACAUGAAGGCCAGCUUUGUGAAUGAGCACGUGGUUCGCGGGGUCACAAAAGGUGGGAAAGAGACUCUGCUUUCGGCUAAGCACAUUGUCAUCGCUACUGGAGGGAGACCGAAGUACCCCACGCACAUUGAAGGUGCCGUGGAACAUGGGAUUACAAGCGAUGACAUCUUCUGGCUGAAGGAAUCCCCUGGAAAAACGUUGGUGGUCGGAGCCAGCUACGUGGCCCUGGAGUGCGCCGGCUUCCUCACCGGCCUCGGACUGGACACCACCGUCAUGAUGCGCAGCAUCCCCCUGCGGGGCUUUGACCAGCAAAUGUCAGCUUUGGUCACAGACUACAUGGCUUCUCACGGAACCAGGUUUCUGAGGGGCUGCACCGCCUUGAGAGUGAAGAGGCUCCUGGACAACCAGCUUCAGGUCACCUGGAAGGACCUCGCCUCCGGCAGGGAGGACAUGGACACCUUCAACACCGUCCUGUGGGCCGUAGGGCGAGUUCCAGAAACCAGAAAUCUGAAUUUGGAGAAGGCUGGAGUGAACACCAACCCUGAGAGUAAGAAGAUCCUGGUUGAUGCCCGGGAAGCCACCUCCGUCCCCCAUAUCUAUGCCAUUGGAGACACAGCGGAGGGGCGGCCUGAGCUGACACCCACAGCUAUCAUGGCAGGGAGGCUCCUGGCCCAGAGGCUCUGCGAUCAGUCCUCAGACCUGAUGGACUAUGACAAUGUCCCCACGACCGUGUUCACCCCGCUGGAAUACGGCUGUGUGGGGCUGUCCGAGGAGGCGGCUGUGGCACGCCACGGAGAGGAGCACGUGGAGGUUUAUCACGCCUAUUAUAAGCCACUGGAGUUCACAGUGGCUGAACGGGACGCGUCCCAGUGUUACAUAAAGAUGGUGUGCCUGCGGAAGCCCCCAAAGCCGGUGCUGGGCCUGCACUUCCUGGGCCCCAACGCAGGUGAAGUUACUCAAGGAUUUGCUCUGGGGAUCAAGUGUGGGGCCUCCUAUGCGCAGGUGAUGCGGACAGUGGGCAUCCACCCCACUUGUGCCGAGGAGGUGACCAAACUGCGUAUCACCAAGCGCUCCGGCUUGGACUCGACCGUGACUGGCUGCUGAGGUUAAGCCGCCAUCCCUGCCAAGCCCAGGGCACACGGCACACCUGCUGCCCCCACAGCCAGGCCCUUUGGGGCUUUGGAUCCAGGACACUGAAGGCCCAGCCCAGGCGACCCUCAGCCCAGCCUGGAGAGCCCCGGAGGUAUCUGGCGUGGGCGGCGUGUCUGGAUGGACUGCCCGUGUGCCCUGCAGGGAUGGCUCCCGUGGGACGUCAGCCCCCACACCUGCCCUGUUGCCCCUCCUGCCCGGGCCGGCCCUGCCAGGCCCCCGAUGCCAGAUGAUGACGACCUGCGCAGAAACCCACCCCGUGGGCUGCCCACGUCUGAGCCCCCCUGGUAUUUCUGGAGUGCAAAUAAAGAGGGUGUUUUCCUGAA
Messenger RNA from Eptesicus fuscus (big brown bat), 1952 nucleotides. It is a transcript of the gene TXNRD2, whose product is annotated as thioredoxin reductase 2. The record is from RefSeq and is a predicted model, not a curated record. Lineage: Eukaryota; Metazoa; Chordata; Mammalia; Chiroptera; Vespertilionidae. Gene Ontology annotation, molecular function: glutathione-disulfide reductase (NADPH) activity; thioredoxin-disulfide reductase (NADPH) activity; flavin adenine dinucleotide binding. The coding region runs from base 1 to 1581 and encodes 526 amino acids. The transcript is spliced from 18 exons. Gene Ontology annotation, cellular component: cytosol; mitochondrion. Gene Ontology annotation, biological process: cellular response to oxidative stress; glutathione metabolic process; cell redox homeostasis.